Molecule: messenger RNA, 1047 nt
Organism: Apiotrichum porosum
Lineage: Eukaryota; Fungi; Basidiomycota; Tremellomycetes; Trichosporonales; Trichosporonaceae
Exons: 2
Coding region: 1-1047 (348 amino acids)
Source: RefSeq, a predicted model, not a curated record
AUGUCGCGCUACUACACUCAAGGCGCUGGCCGCCCCGACGCGGAAGAGGAGGAGAUGAUGGACCGCGUCGUGCCCGGCGGCUCGAGGCAGGUCCGCGGCAACACGGCCGCACACCAGCCUCUGCGUGACUCGUACUAUGACGACGGGGAGGAGCGGGACCAGGGCUUUGACGUCCGCGCCGACUUUGACGGUGCCGGUCCUCGCUGGAGCGAGAUGUACGGCGUGGCCAAGAACGAGACGUACCGCCCAGUGUACGACCACGAUGUCGCGGCGGCGCCGAUGGCGGCGUCGGGCAUGGACAGCAUGAAGGGCACCAACACUGGUGGCUACGAUGCGUCGGAGAUGGUCUCCGUCCCCGUCUUGGGUCCCGAGUGGGGCAAGGGCGAGCUCCACGAUGUCUCGCGCCGUGGCCAGGACGACAUCAAGGCCGAGAAGCGCCGUAUGAACUUUCGCGCGUGGAGCCGCGACCAGCGUGGCAUGUGUGGUAUCAGCUGGAUGACCCGUACGGUGUUUGUCUUUAUUGCGUUCGCCUUUAUCGUCGCCCUCAUCCUCGUCCUCUACUUUACAAUCCCGCGCGCUGUCACGUUUACGAUUUACGACUCGGACCCGCUUUACGUGGACAAUUCGACGCUGGUCCUCACCCGCACCCCUACAAACUUUUCGUUUAGCGGCGAGCUCCACCUCCUCGCGGACUCGUCCUCCAGCUGGAUCCCUGUCCAGUUUAGCAACGCUGUCGCGACAGUGUAUGACCUCGAGACCAUGAAGAAGAUCGCCACGGGCAACCUUGGCAAGUACAAGAUGGCCAAGGGAAACGCCAACGCCGUCCGCUUCCCUAUCAACUUUGCCUACGAGGCUGUCAACACGUCCGACACGACCUGGACGGACAUGUACAAUGCGUGCCAGUACCCCUUCAGCGGCGUGGUACGCGCCACCCUCAACUUCCGCGUCGAGAUUGUCCAGAGCAUCGUCGGCCUCGUCGGCCACCCAAUGUCGGUCGACUCCAUCACUGGUGUCACAUGCCCCUUCCAGUUCAGCUCCGCGUCUUAA